GCGCCAUAAUCAACAUAAAGCCCGCUCUAUCCCUUCUUUUUCUGUACUUAUUCCUUCACUCUCUUUUCAUCUCUUCUACAUGAAAUUACAGAUUUCUCUGUUUUCUAUACGAUUGCGCCUUAAACCACAGUCCAAAUCGACAUUCAUUCCGAUCUUAUUGUCCAGAACCAUGGCGACUGCUCGCCAGCAGCCCGCAUGGCAGCAACCCCCUAGUCACCCCGAUACAAAACUGCCAACUUUGAAAAUAUACAAUUCCUUGACCAAGUCCAAAGUACCGUUUGUGCCGAUUGAUCCCAAUGGCAGGAAAGUGACCUGGUAUGCUUGCGGGCCAACUGUAUACGAUGACUCCCAUCUUGGUCAUGCGAGGAAUUAUGUAACGACCGAUAUCAUUCGUCGCAUUCUCCGGGAUUAUUUCAAGUUCGAUGUACACUUUGUCAUGAAUAUUACCGAUGUCGAUGAUAAGAUUAUUCUUCGUGGCCGACAGCAAUACCUUUUUAAUAAGUUCGUCUCUGCGCACCCUACAAUCGAUGCAACCGUACUUGAUACCGCCAAAGCCGCAUUUAAGACCUACUUAACGAAAAAUUUGCGACUACUCAACCCCGAGCUGUCACCCUUAAAAUUUCAGAGCGAGGUGGAGAAGGUUUAUGCGACUCUAUUGAAUGGAGGUCCUCUACCUGGAAACGAGAAGCCCGGCGACGAAGAAGCCAAGGCAAAGAUGCACAUCAAGACACUGUCGUCUGCGGCAAAGGUUAUUGCAGAGGCCGAGGUCGUUCCUCCGGCUUUGAGUGAGACUUUCUAUACGGAGGCACAGGACAUUUUUCUUCCGUAUCUUGAUCAGCUUGAGGGGUCUACAAUCGAUGCCGAUGAUCACUCUAUCUUCACAAAGCUUACCAAAAAAUACGAAGGACGUUUUAUGAAAGAUUUACGAGAUUUGAAUGUCUUGGACCCUGAUGAACUUACUCGCGUUACUGAGUACGGUCCGCAAAUCGCUCAAUUCGUUGAACGCAUUGUGGAGAACAAAUUCGCGUAUGUAACAUCAGAUGGCUCCGUCUACUUCGAUAUCAAGGCGUUCGAAGAAGCUGGUUUUCCAUAUGCUAGACUAGAGCCGUGGAGUAAGUCAGACGGCAAACUCAUUGCAGAGGGAGAGGGAACUCUGACCAGCAAGACAACCGAGAAACACUCGCUGUCUGAUUUUGCACUAUGGAAGGCAUCCAAACCAGGUGAACCUAGCUGGUCUAGCCAAUGGGGUAAGGGCCGGCCUGGAUGGCAUAUUGAGUGCUCGGCCAUGGCUUCAGAUAGAUUGGGCAAGACUAUAGAUAUUCAUAGCGGUGGAAUUGACCUGGCUUUCCCGCAUCACGACAAUGAAUUGGCGCAAAGCGAGGCUUAUUGGAACACUCAUACGCAUGACCAGUGGAUCAAUUAUUUUUUGCACAUGGGACAUCUCUCGAUCCAAGGCUCAAAAAUGAGUAAGAGUUUAAAGAACUUCACCACCAUCAGAGAAGCGCUUGAACGUAAAGAUUGGACCUCUCGCAGUCUGCGAAUUGUAUUUUUACUUGGACACUGGAACGGCGGUAUUGAAAUCACAGAAGACCUUGUCAAUACCGGUAAUGCGUGGGAGGAUAAACUAAACAACUUCUUCCUUAAGAUGAAGGAACUUGACAUCCUGAAGAAAUCGAGUUCCGGAACAGACCAAUCUUUGGGCGAGGCCCUUGAGUCGACUAAAGCGUUGGUCAACGAACACCUCUCUGAUUCCUUCAAUACUCCGGCAGCGAUGGCCGCCAUCUCCGACCUCGUUACAAAAUUCAACUCUGUAGACAAGGCCACGGUCAAUCCUGAGCAUGUCGAGCAAAUGGGUAAAUGGGUGACGAGUAUAGUCAAUAUAUUCGGAUUGAAUGGAUCUGCGUCACCUGAUACUACAGAGAUUGGCUGGUCUGGAAUCGAUGUGCCGGAAGAGGCGAAACCAUACCUGUAUCCUCUUUCUGCUCUACGCGACUCGCUUCGGGAGAAGGCGCUUUCUAAGGAGGGCAUUUCUGUUGAGGAUAUCAAGAAUAUCAUCGGCAGCCAAGCCGAACCUGAGACGGUAGCAUCGGAGUCUGCCAAACCAUAUGCCAAGGUGCUAUCAGACUUUAAAGAUACAGUCUCCUCCCUCGACAAACCAGACGCCAUCGGAAAAGAAAUCCUCGGCCUCUGCGACCGUCUCCGCGAUGUCGAUUUAUUCGAUCUCGGGGUCUAUCUCGAAGACCGCGAAAAUCUUCCCGCCUUAGUCCGACCUGUCUCAAAGGAACUGUUACAGCUACGGGAAGAAAAAGCAGCAAAAUUUCGCCAGAAACAACUCGAGAAAGAAAAACGUGAAAAAGAAGCUCUCGAAAAGGCUGAAAAGGGCCGUUUGAGUCAUUUGGAGAUGUUUAGGACGAAUGAGUAUAGCGCCUGGGACGAUGAAGGUCUUCCGACUCGUGAUGCUGCGGGAGAAGAGAUCACCAAGAGUCGGACGAAGAAGCUUAAGAAGGAUUGGGAGAGGCAGAAGAAGUUGCAUGAAGCUUGGUUAGUGGCUAAUGGUGCAAAGUAAAAUAAAAGUCUGGACGUAUUUGUUUGAUGGGUUUUGGUGAUAGCAGUGUUGAUUCCGAGUAAACAUUGCAUGGAAGGCGUUUUGAUCAGCCGAUCGGCUUCUUGUUUUUGCUAGCUGUGUAGGUAAAUUCUCAAUAUCAUUGCUUAAAUACCCCUUAUA
Molecule: messenger RNA, 2725 nt
Organism: Talaromyces stipitatus ATCC 10500
Lineage: Eukaryota; Fungi; Ascomycota; Eurotiomycetes; Eurotiales; Trichocomaceae
Product: cysteinyl-tRNA synthetase
Exons: 3
Coding region: 80-2566 (828 amino acids)
Biological process (GO): cysteinyl-tRNA aminoacylation
Cellular component (GO): cytoplasm
Molecular function (GO): cysteine-tRNA ligase activity; ATP binding
Source: RefSeq, a predicted model, not a curated record